This is a messenger RNA of Adineta steineri, 291 nucleotides long. NCBI's taxonomy places the organism in Eukaryota, Metazoa, Rotifera, Eurotatoria, Adinetida, Adinetidae. The record is from the annotation of a GenBank genome assembly.
AUGUCAUCAAAUCAAAAUCAACAAGCUGGUCAACAAUGGAACAACCAGCAACAACGACAACAAGAUCGUCAAGAUCUAAAUCGUCAACAAAACCAACAAAAUAACCAAAGUUUAAAUGCACAACGACAACAACAACAAAAUCAACAAGCUGAUCAACAAAUAAAUAACCAGCAACAACAACAAGGUCAACAAAGUAAUUGUGCUCAACAAUUUAAACAAGCUGGUCAAUUUGGAAAUGCACAACAACAACAACAACAAAAUCAACAACAACAUCCUCGACUCAUUCACUAA